UUUAGUUUUUAUAUUUAUAACCUACAAAACAGCUAAUAGUUUAAUUUUUUUUAAGGCGACAUUCAUGGAAACUCUUGUUUUUUAAUUUGUUCUCUGUGAAUAUCAGGUCAGCUGGCAUUAUUUAUCAAGAAAUUCUAUAAUAUAAGUAUAUGGUCAUAGAUGCGAGGUGACAAUUUAAAAACUACAUAUUUUUAAUUCACUAAAAAAUACAAUCAAGAAUAGAAAUAUUACAUGAUGUCAAAUGUAUGUCAUUCAUAGAAAAAAUACUCUCAUCUCAUAUGAUUACGUAUCUACUUGAUAUUAAUUAUAUCAAAAUUAUUAAAUAAACCAACAAUGGGAAUAAAUCUUGUUUACCUUGGGUUACUUAGAUAUAUUAUUAGAUAUUAGCGACUCACUUCCUUUUACAUAUUUUUAUUGUGUGGAAGACAAUAAAAUGAGUAAAGUUAUUAGAAUAAAUCAGUCUUCAAAAGUAUUCUUGUUGGUAAAGACUAGUAGUAUAAUAUUUAAAAUACUUAGAUGAUUAAAUUUUUUAUUUUCAUUGCGACAUGGAUAACAAUACAGAACGUAUUGCUAAACCUUUUCGAACAUUAGAAGAAUUAUAUUCUAAUUUAGAUAAUUUAGAACCCUGGCCAGAAGUUUGUGAGCUACGAGAAUCUGCUGAAUAUGUUUAUAGUGGUCAGGAAAUUUGUCUUGGUGAUGAAUUCGAAAGUUUAUCAAAAUUUAAUCGAGACAAACAACCCAAAACAAUUGUUUGUCAUGAUAUGAAAGGUGGUUACUUAGAAGACAGGUUUAUUGACGGUUCUUCAGCACAAGAUUCAUAUAUUUUUUAUCAUUGGAGUAUUAUUGAUAUUUUCAUUUACUUUAGCCAUUAUACGAUAACAAUUCCUCCGUAUGGUUGGAUCCAUACUGCUCAUAAACAUGGUGUUAAAGUACUUGGUACAGUAAUUACUGAGAGAACAGACGGAGAAAAAGUUUGGGAGCAAGUUCUGUCCUCAAUGGAAGAGACUAAAAAAUUUGCUGAUGCUCUUAUAAUGAUAGCAAAACAUUAUAAAUUUGAAGGAUGGCUUUUGAAUAUUGAAAAUAAAAUUAAUCAUAAUGAUAUUGAUCAAUUGAAAUAUUUUGUUCAAUAUUUGACUUAUGGAAUUCAUAGUGAAAUUGAUAAUGCUGAAAUUAUUUGGUACGAUAGUGUGACAACUGAUGGCAGUUUGCUGUGGCAAAAUAAAUUAAACGAUAGAAACAAAGAUUUUUUUGAAAAUUGCGACGGAAUAUUCUUAAAUUACAAUUGGACUGAUGCUGGAUUAUUAGAAAGUCGUUCAAUUGCUGAAUGUACUAAUAGAACUACUGACAUUUAUGUAGGUCUUGAUGUAUGGGGUCGCGGAUGUCCUGGAGGUGGUGGUUUUAAUUCUAUCGAGGCAUUAAAAAAAAUACGUGAUUGUGAUCUAUCAGUAGCAAUAUUUGCUCCAGGUUGGACUCACGAAUAUUUCAAUGGUCAAACAUUUGAAUUAAUUGAAAAUAUAUUUUGGGCACAAUUACUUCCAUUUAUGUAUAUACACGUACCUAUUUAUGAUAAUGAAAUAUUUGUUACAACUUUUUGUCGUGGAUAUGGUGAAAAAUAUUUUUAUAAUGGAGAAAGCGAUGAGACAUCUUUACCUUUUUAUAAUUUAGCAUGGCAAGAGCCACAAAUUUCAAUACCUAAUUAUCAAUUAAAAUUUACCCAUGUAAAUAUUGUUGAGGCUAAAAAAGAUAAUAAAGAGGCUGAUAAGAAAGACUUACCUGUUUGUACAUAUGAGACUCUAUUUCAUAAAAUAAUAGCUCAAGGCAGUAAAAUACAUAUUGAAGAUAAACCUGAGCAAAAGUCGAUUAACUGUAUUCAAUUUUUUACAAAAUACUCUUACAAUGGCGGAGGCUGUAUUAAAAUAAAUGUGAAUCGUCCUCAAUAUCAUAGAUUGUUUUUAAUACACCUGGAACAUAAUACUGAUAUUCAAGUUAUUAUCAUUCAUCGUACUGAUGAAAAUAAUAAUAUCCAAGACGAUGAUAACAAAGAAAAUUAUCCAGUACUUAUUAUAAAAAAUAAUACAAUGACAAAACGUUUGGAACCAUAUGAAAAUUUUGAAUUAAAUUCUCAGUGGAAGCAGAGUUACUAUCGUUCUACGAGUAUGAAGACAAUCAAUGAGCUUGGAGUUAUUUUUACAAACACAGGAUCUUUUUGCCUUGGAAAAAUUCAAAUUCAGCAAAUGCCCAGGAUUAUUUAAAAAUUGUAUAUUUAACUAUUAUUAUUCUAAUCGUGUAUCUGUUGCAUUAAAACUUUUUGUAUAUGACAAAGAAAUUAAAAGUUACUAU
This is a messenger RNA of Microplitis mediator, 2340 nucleotides long. RefSeq names its product cytosolic endo-beta-N-acetylglucosaminidase (gene ENGase). The record is from RefSeq and is a predicted model, not a curated record. The transcript is spliced from 7 exons. Gene Ontology annotation, biological process: protein deglycosylation. Gene Ontology annotation, cellular component: cytoplasm. Lineage: Eukaryota; Metazoa; Arthropoda; Insecta; Hymenoptera; Braconidae. Gene Ontology annotation, molecular function: mannosyl-glycoprotein endo-beta-N-acetylglucosaminidase activity. Bases 546 to 2252 code for a protein of 568 amino acids.